Bipolaris zeicola 26-R-13 is the source of this 2277-nucleotide messenger RNA. RefSeq lists its product as uncharacterized. The transcript is spliced from 3 exons. The annotation marks the transcript as partial. The record is from RefSeq and is a predicted model, not a curated record. Lineage: Eukaryota; Fungi; Ascomycota; Dothideomycetes; Pleosporales; Pleosporaceae.
AUGUCUGCAGCUCUGCGGAAAGCGUCAUUGUUGAAACCCGAGAUACGCCUCGCUCAAGCAGUCUCCGAAUUCGAGGCCGACCUCUCGACCGAGCAAAAAGCCACAUUCUGUACACUUAAGUCGCAAUCACAUUCAAGCACACCUGACCCAAGCGAUGUCAUGCGACUAACAGCCGAGAUGGACCGCUCUAUAUCGACUAAAUACGGCAGUCGGUGUUUUGGGCCUCGCUUUACGAACUUCCUUCAAGCUGUCCAGCAGUUUGUUGUAGUUGGAGAUGUUAUGGUUGGAGGGUCGCAAAACUUGAUAGCAUGUGGUGUGUGGUCGCUGGUGCGCAUGUCUUUACUGCUUGCAUCACCAGCAUACGCUAAUGCAUCACACUCGAUCAUAAGCCUGUCAUCAUACAUUGACAAGCUAUCCUCAAUGUUCAUGGCCAUUGGUCGCGCUGCGCCGCGUUACCAAACAAUGGCCUUGCUGUAUCCUCGAUCCAAGAAGCUCCAAUCACACCUUGCAGAAUACUUUAUCUUGGUAGUCAAGCUGUGUCAUUACCUAUUCAGAUAUGGACAAAAGUCUUCUAUCCGACAGUUCACGUCUUCACUGAACGAUACACUCCUGAAAACACUCCAAACAGACCUUGACAAGUGGGCAAACUCUAUCAGGGAAGAGAUGAAUUUGAUUGAAGCUCAAGAGAGUUCCAAAUUCAGGGCCUUUACCAUGGACAUGUUCAAAUCUGACGCGCUCCAGCGGAGACAGGAAACUAAAAUGCGAAUACUUGACUUCUGCUCCAAAUACGACCACGAGACAGCAUGGAAACAGAUCAGAAAACUUGGCAACUCAUCUUUUCACACGCAAAACUCGGAGUAUCAAGAAUGGAAAACUAGCUUGCUUCCUGGAACACUGAUGUACACAGGCAAGCUGGGCUCAGGUAAAUCUGUACUACUAGCCAACAUCGUAGACGACCUUAAUCUCUCCACUGAAAAGGGACAGUCUACCGUAGCAUAUUUCUUCUGCAAAUAUGAUGUCUCGGAAAGCUUGCAGGCACAGACAAUUGUUGGCUCCCUGAUACGACAGCUAUUGUCUUCCAUCUCGGACCUCGGAGCACUUGCGAACCGCUGCGAAGAUACUCAGAACAAAGGAGGUGAUAUAGAAGAGCUGCUUGAAUCUCUGUUCCAAGGUUUUACUUCUGAACAGAAAGUAUACCUCGUCAUUGAUGGCCUGGACGAAUGCAACGUGGCGCAAAAGGAGAUACUGAUACACGCGAUCCGAAAGAUUCAAGACACACUCAAAGUCCGUAUAUAUGAUAAUCCGGAUAUUGAGACCUUCAUUGAAACUGAACUAGAGCACCGCCUUAUCCAGGGAAUAAUGACGGUCGGGGAUCCAACUUUGAUACUGGAAAUCCAGGACGCUCUCUUGAAAGGCUCUCAAGGAAUGUUUCUUUGGGUCGCUCUUCAGAUAGAGACUUUGUGCAGAUUAAAGACCGACCACGCCAUGCGGGAAGCACUAGCAAACUUACCUAGAGAUCUUUCAGAGACAUUCUCAAGGAUCCUACACAAUUCCGGACGUUCAGAUCCAUCACUUCAAGUAAAAGUCCUACAACUCGUCCUUACAGCUCGUCGACCAUUGACGACGAUUGAACUGCGUGAGGCUUUGAGCGUCAUUCCUGGAGAUGCUACCUGGGAUCCUUCUAAGGUCUUACAUGAUGUUUACUUAGCGCUGGCUUGCUGUGGAUGUCUUCUCGCUGUUGAUGAGGAAGAGUAUACAGUUCGGGUCAUUCAUCAUAGCGUUCAGCAGUACAUUCUCAACGGACUCGACAGCACGACACACCAGAAACUUACGGUCAAAGACGCGAAACGAACUAUGGCAGAUAUUACUACAACAUAUCUUAACUAUGGUGUCUUCGGAACUGACCUAUCGAGAACAAAGAUUCUCCCAAUUAUGGCUGAAUCAGCGCCAUCCAAGAUCUUACAAGCCACCAUGGACUCUUCUAGCAGUGCACGCCAACUAGCUAUAAGAUUUCUCCAAUCAAGGCGACAACCUACAUUUGAUUUGAGCAAGAUCAUUGCAGAAACGCUCAAGUCAUCUCAUCCCGAAGAUGAAGCCUCGUUCAAGUUUUACAAAUAUGCAAAUAAAUAUUGGCUAGAGCAUUUGAGCCAUGUAUCAGGAAACAAUGCGGCCAUGUUCAGACUUUCUUGGAAAUUGAUUCAUAGUCGGGCAUCCACGUUCGAAAUCUCAAAAGAUGAUCAAAGGACAAUGAGAGCCGAUGCUCGCAAUCACGAGAAC